ACGGUUUACCGGAAACACCUCAGCACACCGUAGGAUGGUUCAUAUCGCGGAUGAACCAUCAAUACAGAAUGUGUUGAAGCGUGAUAGUUUCCUUCGUGAGGUUCUUGUGUGGAGGGCUGGGAAUGGACCAUAAGGAGGUGCUGUCUCUCCUCCUCUUAGCGGCGGUGUGGCUGCCCCCCUGCGGCGGGACCCCGGAGCGGGACGGAGGGGGCUGGGCAUCGGGGUCAGAGGUCGGGCUGCAGGACGAGGGGCCGUGCUCCAUCGACGUGCUCGACGCCGCGUCCCUGACGCACCGCCAGUUCAUCGAGCGUUACGCCUACACACGGCCGGUCAUCCUCACCGGGAUCACGGACAACACGAAGUUCAGGUUAUUGUGUUCCAAGACCAAUCUCCUGGGGUCGUUUGGAGAUCGGAGCAUAAGGCUGAGUACGGCCAACACGCACUCUUACAAGAAAGUGGACGUGCCGUUCCGGGAGUACGUUGACGUCCUGCUGAAGCCUCAGUCCGCCGACGCCCUGGGCAGCGACACUCUGUAUUUCUUCGGAGACAACAACUUCACGGAGUGGAGUCCCCUGUUUGACCAGUACCAGCCCCCCCCCUACGGGCUCCCCGGGACCACGGCCGCCUACAGCUUCGGGGUCGCAGGACCUGGUUCCGGCGUUCCAUUCCACUGGCACGGGCCUGGCUUCUCAGAGGUCCUCUACGGGAGAAAGCGCUGGUUCCUGUACCCCCCGGACCAGGAGCCCCACUUCCACCCCAACCGGACCACCCUCUCCUGGCUGCAGGAGACCUACCCCAUCCUGCCCCCGGAGGAGGCACCCCUGGAGUGCACCAUCCGCCCCGGAGAGGUUCUGUUCUUCCCCGACCGCUGGUGGCACGCCACCCUCAACCUGGACACCAGUGUCUUCAUGUCCACGUUCCUGGGGUGACUCCCAGCGCUGCAGAACCAGUGUGAACCCGCUGCUCAGGAGAACAAGACGUCUUCCCACAAGUUGUUUUCUGGGACCGACCAAAGACAAGACACUGACUGGAACCUUAAAGACAUUCCACCAGAGCAGAACCAUCCCGUCUGUGGUUCUGCUGCUGUUCUGGACCAAUAAAGACAAACCUCUUGUGACCAAAUGAUCUAAUGAACCAACUGUUCCAUGCUCCUGAACUGUGAGGAGACUCAGUGAGUGCAGCUGGGUUCAUCUCCCAGGAGGCACUGACUCAUACUGGUGAUUCAGGGUUCAUGGUUCUAGCAGAAGUACGGCUGAUGUUGUAAUGUGAUGAUACACGGGUACUAUGUCUGUGAAGGGUUCAAAUCAAUUAAAUCCAUCCUUCCACA
Molecule: messenger RNA, 1327 nt
Organism: Gadus macrocephalus (Pacific cod)
Lineage: Eukaryota; Metazoa; Chordata; Actinopteri; Gadiformes; Gadidae
Gene: jmjd8
Product: jumonji domain containing 8
Exons: 9
Coding region: 123-929 (268 amino acids)
Cellular component (GO): cytoplasm
Source: RefSeq, a predicted model, not a curated record